Acanthoscelides obtectus is the source of this 15426-nucleotide messenger RNA. NCBI's taxonomy places the organism in Eukaryota, Metazoa, Arthropoda, Insecta, Coleoptera, Chrysomelidae. The record is from the annotation of a GenBank genome assembly.
UGAUCUUCUGUUAUUUUUGUUAUGAUUUCCGGAAAUCUGUGAGAAUUUGAUGAUUAAAGUGGUUUUGAUGGUGCUUCUUUCAGAAAUAUUGUGAUUUGUGAUUUUUUUCGUUACACUACUUCUGAUCCAGAAGCAAAGAUGCAAUUCCUUCUUUGGAUAUUUGUAGUUGAUAAAUGAAUACCAUUAUCCACAUUGAAAAUGGAUGAUAGUACCACCUUCACCAGGAAUAAACCCCUCAGCCAAAUAAAGAAGUUGAAUAAACGGAAAGGAAUCGUAGCACCAUGGCAAAUGGCUCCAUUGAAAGGAAUUUCAUUCAAAUUGGCUCGUGAUAAGACUGAUGAAUCUCUGAUUCGUCAACUACAAAAUGAAUGUGAUAACCCUAACUAUUACCACUUAAUUAAGUUCACAGGAAUAAAAACAUACGAUCGAUUAUAUAUUUUGAAAAGUACACUGGAUUUUGUGUACCCAUCUGAGCUUAUUCCAUGCCAUUACUUUCAAUGCGCUACAGAAGUGCGAUUUCUGGCACGGCGAUGCAAAGAAGCAUUAUUAAAAAUUGUGAAUAAUAAUUUCCAGAUACCACAUUUCCCACAUAAACAUCCCGAAAAUAAUAUCGGAGCUCAUUUUGAGGCUGCGAUAGUUGCUAAUUUUUGUGAAUCAUCCGUGGUAGAAAUUGAUCGGUCUGAAAAUAUCUUAGAAGUAUUGAAAACAAGAUUCAAUAAAGAAACGGGAGUAUUGGAUUUGUCCAAUUUCGCUGCUGAUAAAGGCCUUGAAGAGUAUUGCCCAUUAUUUGAACCAAGAAUGUUACUGUUUGUUACAUUUUUGUCUAACGACUUAGAAAAUGUAAAGGAAUUAAAUUUGAAGGAUAAUUGCAUUAGGCACAUCACAUGUAUGGAUGUGCUUAAAGAGUCAAAAGUAGAAACCGUUGAUUUGUCGCAUAAUAAGAUUGAACACAUUCAAGACAUAAAAGGGAUAUCAGAUGCACCUUGUAUAAAGAAUCUCAAACUGGAGCACAAUCCACUGUGUAGCAAUUAUGAAAAUUAUAAUUAUGUUGUCGAUGUCAAGAAUUUGCUACCUAAUCUUAAGACACUGGAUGGGGAUGAUGUAUCAGCCACGCAAUUCAAGAAGAACUUCAUCUGCCUACCUCAUGCUCACGACUUGGCGGAUCAAUUCAUGAAACAUUUUUUCACGAUCUACGAUUCGGAAGAGCGUGAAGAUUUGAAAGAUCUUUACGAGGAGGAUGCUUUCUUCUCUGUAAAUGCUCGAGUGAUUCCUUUCCAGAAGAGCUCAUGUUCAGUUAGAUUGUCACACUAUGGCUACAAAUACCCCUUCACAGUACAAUCGAGAGGGGACAUUAUAAAGCUCUUCAAAACCUUUCCAAAGAGCCAACAUGAUGUCUAUACGUUCGUCUGUGAUCUCGUAAUCUUUACGCCCAAGUGCGCAGUGAUAACGGUGGGCGGCAUCUUCCAAGAGCUGGACCAGGUCCUCGGCUUCAGCAGGACGUUCGUGCUGAAGUACCUGAAAGGCUCGUACACGAUAUCGAACGACCAGAUGACCGUCUCUAACGUGACAGACUACCAGCUAGGAUGGAGCUUUUCGUUCCCGUUGAGGACGACGUAUUUCGGGAACCUGUUGCCGUUCUAUCCAGAACAAUACGAGGCCGUUGGCGAGCUCGCGCAGAAUUUGUGCAAGCUAAACCUGAAGUACUCCAAAUUGCUCCUGGAAUACUGCGAGUACGAUGUUACGAAAGCUCUCUACCUGUUCAGCGAACUAUUCAAGAAAAACUUGCUGCCCGAGGAAGCAUUCCAACGGCAGGAGGGGGAAAAGACGGAUAGCGACAGAAAAGAAGAUGUUUUUCCUUAUUUUGCCUCCAUUACGCAGAAGUCUCUUGAAGAUGCUAGCCAAGCGUGUACGCACAGCGUAUGGAGAGUUGUCAAUACUAAUAGGUUCCAACGAUCCGACGACCAGCUGCCAAAAGCUCCGACGGACAUUGUUAAAAUUGCAAGAUCCGUGAAGCCGAGAAGUCUUGAUCAACAUUCGUCCAUCGUAACUCUCAGCGAUGAUCACGAUGAGUCAAAUGUCGUCAAAGAUAUGCCGGAUCAAAGUUCGCAAUGUAUAAACUCGUGUAAAGUUAUUUCGCACGAUACAAGCAGUGAUACUAGCGCCGUGACAAUGCCCAGCUUACUCCCAGUCGCCUCAUAUAGUGCGUUUACCAUUUUCCCCGCACAAGUGCCAGAUCCUUAUAUUAUUUCUCAUUGUAUACAGAAACGCAUACUAGAAAUAGCUAACGAAAAAACGUAUCAAUCACCUGCUUUCAAUCCAGAUAGUCCGGACAAACAACCUCCUCAAUUAACCACAAGCGCGUCGUCGCCAUCCGAUAUUUCUAAUGAUAAGGAUACAAAGUUAACCGAGCCUUGCUCUUAUAUUAGACAAGUGCCUGAUCCCAAUAUUAUUUCUCCUUGUAUACAAAAACGCAUACCAGAAACAGCCAGCGAAAAACCGUAUCAAUCACCCGUUUCUAAUCCAGACGGUGUUGGGCACAAAGAACCGCCAUCGCCAUCCGAUAUUUGUAAUGAUAAUGGUACAAAGUUACCCGAGCCUUGCGCUUAUAUCAGCAUCGAUGAUGAUGAUGAUCCUGUGGUCUGUAACAUUGACAACACUUGCAAUUCUGAUAAGGCAGCUGACAGUGCGAGGAGUCAGGCAACUGAGCCAUCUACGAUUGUCUCAUGCUCAAAAUCUCACGCUGGGUCUCAGCUGAUAGACGCGAUUAUUAAAGAAAAAGAAAUUGCUACACUGUGCGCGUAUAAAGCCGAUGAAGUUGAUAGCAAAGCAGUCGAAUCGGUGCAACCGCCUAGCUCAACCUUAACCCAAUCAGAAAUAGACCAAUUGUACAAAAAGUUGAACAAAAACUCGUUUCCUUGGUUAGACCUUAAUCACACUAGGAGAUUCAAGUAUCUUUUACGCAAAAGAUUAGCCAAUAGAAAACUGUGCGACACCGUUACGGACGGCUUAAAACGCAAACAGGUAUGCGAGCUUUUAGACGAAGUACUUACUCCGAACAGACUGCAAGCGUUGUAUUUUGACGGAUAUUUGGCGAAGGAUCCGCACUUUUUGGUACAAGGUAGCCCGAUCGUCAACGCUGAGAAACAUCUUAGUAGAGUUGAGAAAGAAAGGUUGCAGUGGUUCCUGGACAAAAACUUGAUCAGCAAAAACUAUCACGAAUAUUUAAAGAAGGUGGAUAUAAAGAAUAUGACGUCAGAGCUUUUGUCCAAUGCAAGAUUGAAACAACUAUUCGAACAGGGAUAUUUGUUGAGAAAUCCUAGGUUAGUACCUGGGGAGGUUAUGGAUGAAGACACCUGUCGUCGCGGAAGGUUUUUCCAAACGCUGUUCAAGUUUCUGAUGUUGGGUCCGUACAAUCGAGAAAUAUAUAAAUACGGAAAGAUGUAUCUCACCGAGUACAUGCCGUACAGGUACGACGAGGUUCGGUUAGCUGCCGAGCACGCUGUACAUAAAGGAGUACCGACGCGCGACGUGCUAGGAAUACUUGAUCGCGAACUCAUGUUUAAGAAUACGACCGAACUAAAAAAAGUGCUGGUUAAAACGACAAAAAGCGACGAAGUUUCCAACUCGUCGAGAAAACGCACGAGAAACCGGGACAUCGAUGAAUCUCCAUCCAAGAAACUCAAACUUCAUGAAAAGCCAACUCCCGCUGCUCCAACAGAUACGAUGGUAUUGGAAGAUGUUGAAGAGAAAGAAACAUCAGACAUUUGCCUCGCUUUUGCUCAAAAAGUUCAUCACACGUUCACAGCACAGGAACAGCAUAUUAUCGCAGAUCUUAAUCUCGUGCAGAAACACAGAUUACAGUGGUUGCUAGAUCACGAGCUUUUAGGAAAGAAAUACUUUAAAUAUCUGAAACGAAAAAAUGUGAAUUUCAUUACGAAAGCAAGGUUAACCGUUAAAAGGUUAUGGGUCUUGUUUACCUUGGAAUGGUUAAUCAGAGACCCUGCGUUCUUAUUCGACGAGAAAGGUAAGCGUAGCGUCGCAGCGGAAAGGACGAAUUUCUCAUCAAGCAUCUACGGCAAGGGGCCGAUAAUAUCCCAUAGUAAAUAUUGCCAAAAGCUUUAUAGAUACAUAAAAAUGAAACCGCAACGUAGAUGUCGCAAUUGCUUUGGAAUAAAGGACUAUUUAAUAGAGUACACGCCAUAUAGACUCUACGAACUUAUUUGCACUGUAAAGUACGCGUUAUCGAACAAACACAGUUGGAGUGAAAUAUCGUCUGUGUUAAGCGGCGACGGGCUAGUUCAAAACAUAACGGAUCUAGAAAUUAAAGUUUUCGGAAUUCAACAACCGAUAACCGAAAACGCCUUAACGGCUCCUGAAAAUAGCACUGGUCAAAAUGAAACCUCGAUUCCUGACGAUUUGAAGAACGGUAGCGAUUUUGAAAUAGAAGAUAUUGGUGCUGAAGAAGACACUUUAGAUCCAUCGUUAUUCUUGAAACCGCGCAUAAAACCACAUAAGCGAGAAGCAACGAAAAAUAAAAUGCAACUGAUGGUAUAUAAAAAAGAACAUACAAUUCCUGAAAGAGAUCAACAUUCAGAGGAUCAAAUUUGCAUUAUUCGAUAUGAAAAGUUAUCUGGCGAAGAACUCGAUUUCGCAGAUACAACGCUUUCUCAAACUGAUGAACAAAUUAUUACUGAUCAUUGCAAACACCUCAAUGAAACUCAGAAGGAUCGGAUACGUUGGCUUCUGCGUCAUAAUCUUCUAGGUAAAAAGUGCUACACAUACUUGAAACCGGACAGCUGGCGCUUCAUAUCGUCAAAAACUAUUUCUAUGUUCAGAUUGUGGGACUUGUAUAGGUCCAAAAAAAUUAUCAGAUAUCCCGGAUGUUUGUUCAAAAAGAACUUACCAUUAGACAAACAAAAGAUUCUCUUGCAUAGCCAUGAAUCUGGAUGUAAUGAUGCCGUUGCGCAUUUUUACUCGAACGGCUCAGGGGAUCAGUUGUUCAGAAAGCUACUCAGAUAUCUCAAGGGACAGGAAGUAGCUAAAGUACGAAACUACAUGUUAGAUUAUGCCCCGUAUAGGUACAACGACCUCGUAGCAGCCGUAAAAGCGAUGACCCUUGCUUCUGAAACAUUCGCUUUGACUGAAGUAUCUAAAAUCCUUGAAGAAGAUCGAUUGAUAGGAAGAGCCGAUGAAUUUGAACGCGACGUUGAUCAGUUACAGCAUGUGGAAAAAUCGUGUGAUGUAUGUAGGAUGCGCGAUCGUAAUGAGAAUGACUCCAAAGACUCGGCAACGUGCCGCCAAUACCUUAGUCUGGAUCUAGAAGACAUUAGUGAUGACGAAUUGCCUGUUUUGCCGAAGGAAGUAACCAGCACAUCAAAUGUUCUUGCCAAAGAAACAAGUCUUGAUAUGAUGAAUAUAACGACGUCUGAAUUUCAUGCUGACGUGGCAAAUGCAAGUCUCGUUCAUUUUAAAGAAAAUGCUGCUGAAGUAAUGACAAACCUUGAGAGUAUAAGUGAGCAAACGUCUGAAGUUCCUGCAAACGCACCGAGAAGACGCAGAAAUCCGGCAGGCAAGCGAAGAAAGGGCUGGACUGAUAUACAAUUACCGAUAAUAUCAGCUGAUGCAAAUGAGAUCAAUAUGAAACUGAACAGCAAUAACGAAGAGGUUUCCUGGUUGCAACGCGUACCUAUUUCAACGGCCGAGUGGUGCGAGAUUUUGCCCGAAACUGAAAGUAAUUCGACGACGUUGACAGAACGCGACGUUACUACUUUCUCGAGUUUGACGAAUGGGGACACGAAACUGAGAUGGUUGGUUGAAAAAGGAUUUCUCAGUGAGAGAUACAAACGCUAUUUCUACAUUAGUGCGAUGAACUCUUUGACCGCAUGCAAUGAUUUGUUCAGUCUGUGGAGUAGCUUCAAGAGAGGAUUCUUAAUAAGAGAUCCAACUGCGAAAAUACAUACGAAUUUUCACAAACUGUAUGGUAGCCAUGUUUAUAAAUUCGAUGUGAAUACAUUUAUGCAGAAACUGGAUAUUUUUCUUCAAAGUAUAUUACAAAACCAAAACCAUACGAAAUCUAAAACCCACGUGAAGAACUAUCUGUCGGAAUAUAUACCGUACAGACGUAUUGAAGUUAUUGCGUAUCUUAGAGAUCGUGCGUUGGGUAAAUUUGAUUGGACUGGAAUUUCAUAUGUUUUGGCUCAUGUACUGCCUCAAGAAGCGCUGUAUCAAACGAAAUGUGAUCUAUAUGGAUUCAAGGAUAAUGUAGAUAAGGUGACGGAAUUGAAUAUGCAUUCACUGAAUUUGAAACGAAGAGACAUUUUUAAAUUCGUCCAUUUAGGCAGUAGAUACAAAAAAUUAAAGUGGUUGGUAGAAAAUGGAAUCAUGAGUGAAAAUUGCUUUAUCUAUUUUAAUUUUGAUCAAAUAGCAUCGUUAUUAGGCACGUGUAAUUUUUUUGAAUUGUGGAGUUCGUUCAAAGAGGGAUUGCUUGUAAAAGAUGCUACCAUAGUGUUUUCAUCCGAGAAACAUAACAAGUUUCGACGUCAAGCUGGAGACCGAUUGGAUGCAGUAAACGGGAAUUACAUUUACAAGACCGAAUAUAACAUUUUCUUACAAAAGCUCAAUGAUUUUGUUCGUAGCAAACUACAACCAAAUCACUCUGCAGAUACAGCGUCUUUAAAGCGAUAUCUGAUCGAAUAUAUACCAUACAGACGCGCCGAGGUUCUAGCGUUCCUACAACACGCAAUCAGUGAACUUGAACUCACGAACAUCCUAUCCGUCAUGGCUGAAAUAAUGCACGAAAAAUACCUCGCAGAAAUCAAACGCGAUUUGCGCAAAAUCAUGAAGAAAAAAACAAGUUUCAGCAGUACCAAAUCGAUCGCAGUUCAAAGUGAACAAAGUAAUAUGCAACCUGUACAGUGCCAAAAAACACCUUGGAUGUGUGAAACUGCUGCAAAUACGUUAGAUCACGUUUUCAGUCUCGGUAACUUGGAACAGGAUAGAUUAAGAACUUGUCGGAAGGGAAUAGAUGCCGAUGUUGAAAAUGACAUGCAAAUUGUGCCUUAUUUUGCUAGCCCAUGGAUAAAUGUAAAUACACGUGACAAGCAGGGAGAAUCGACUCCAAGGGUAAACGCAAAUACGCAAGUAGUUGAGAUUGUGGGAAUUACGCCCGAGAAACAAAAUAGUCGAGCUACACAGAAAAAUUGGGAAACGAUUGAUGAAGACUCUGUGGAAGAGGAAGAAAUGGCUGUUUUGCAAUGCCUUAAUGAUGUUCAGAGAGAUAGACUUCGUUGGUUAUUGGCGCAAAAGCUCCUUACCAAACUAUAUUACAAACUUUUUUCUAUCAAACAGAUUAGAGUCAUUACAUCUAAGGCGUUGUGCUUAGAAGAACUCUGGCACCUUUUUCGCUUAGGAUUUCUUUUAAGAGAUCCCGAAUUUUUAUUUAAAACUAGUCUGUCAUUAGAUAGACGAACAUCGUACAAACGCAGAACGCCAUUUAGUGGGAGGCUUGCCUGUUUUUUGAGAUUAGCUAUUAAUCCAGCGAAACAUAACUCUAGGUAUUACACAUUGCGAAGUUACAUGUUAGAAACGGUACCUUAUAGAUCAGACGAAGUGGUACGAUUAUUGAGAAGUUGGAUUCCAAGUAAGAAAUGGAACGAGCUUUCACACGUAUUAGAAAACGAACUUACCAUACGUAACGUUAACGAACUAAAAAGUAGAGUUUACUCUCCCACAUGUGUUGAAGAACUUGAAAGUACCUUCAACAUUAUUCUUCUCGAAAAACCGAAUCCUGAUUAUGAAAUAGAAAGCGGCAUCUAUCGUCCCUCGGUUACGGAGGAUAUAGGCGUUGACGAAUCAAAUGUAGGAACAGCAAGUCCUUACGAAUCUACGAGGAUUAAAGGGAACGACAGAGGGCUCGAGUUCCACAGGUUAAAGAACAAUGGACACAAUAAAAAUAACAUGCAGUUGGUGCCCUACUAUCAAACGUCAGACCAAAAAUGUCCUCCCUUAGAUUUGCCUGGGAAACAGUGUAAUCGACCUCGAAAGGAAACGAUGGAAUGCAACAGCAUGGAAGAAGAAGAAAUCGCUGUUUUGCAGUGUCUCAACGAAUUGCAGAAAGACAGACUCGGUUGGUUAUUGGAACACAAGCUGCUCAGUAAAUUAUAUUAUAAGCUGUUCCCUUUAAAUCAGGUCAGAUCCUUGACAUCUGAGCCGUUAUCUUUGGAAGUUCUCUGGCACAAUUUUCAUCUCGGAUUGCUUUCAAGAGAUCCUGAGCUUUUAUUCGAAACUCAUCUACAAUUACGUAGACCUCCGGCAUACAGACGCAAAACACCGUUUAGUAGAAAGCUUAACAGUUUCCUAAGAUUAGCCCUUAAAUCAGAAGAUGACCCCAGUUGUGGCAUUUUGCGAAAUUACAUGCUAGAAACUGUGCCUUAUAGACCAGACGAAGUCGUAAGAUUACUGAGAAGUUGGAUUUCAACUAAUAGAUGGCGCGACGUGUCGCGUAUAUUAGAAGAGGAACUUUCCAUACGUAAUAUUAAGGAGCUGGAAAGCAGAGUUUACUGGUCCGCAAAAGUGGAAGAUCCAAGCAUCGAAGCUGAGAGUUCGUUUAAAAUUUUUAUUCCCGGGAGUCUGAUUGCUCCUGUCAAAGCCGAAAGCGGUAACGUGCAAACGGACGAUGAUACUAAAGACAUUGACGUCGGAAACCAAAACACUAACACUUUUGAUGGCUGGAGUCUUGGAAUCAAUUGUCCGGAAAGUAAUUGCCAAGAUGAAAAAAGAGGCUUAGAUUCGACCACUUCUUGUACCACAGAUGACUGUGAUUAUAAGAACGGCGAAAAAGCGAAUUUUCAUCCAGAAGAUACAUUGGAAAAGCAUCGCGAUAUUGUUGUAUCCCUAAACGAUGACAUGAAAAAUGCCGCAGUCAAAAAUGACAUGCGGAUCGUCCUUUACGCUCCUCCUUCUUGGAGAGUUUCAGAUCAGAACAAUGUUUUGAAUGACUCACGUCACCAAAGGAAAUUACCUAAACAGGCAAAAUCGGAGACAAGAGAAUUUGAUAAUAGGGAAGAAGAAGAAAUUAACGCUUUCCGUUGCCUAAAUGAAGUGCAAAGAGAUAGACUAAGAUGGCUAUUAGAAAAACAGCUGCUCAAUAAGACAUGUUAUAAGUAUUUUACUGUCACUAUACUCAGAAGCAUUACAUCUACAGCGUUAAAUUUAAACAACCUCAGGUGUUAUUAUUUAUGUGGUUUUAUAAUAAGAAAUCCAGAGUUUCUCUUUGAAACCGAUCUGCCGUUGGAGCAGCUAACGUAUCUACCUUUGAUCGAACGUCAUAGAAGGUUCUUCAGCAGAACGUUUAACAAAUUCGUAGACUACGCCGUGAAUUCUAAAACAGCCCUUCCCAGUUACAAAAUUUUACAGAAUUACCUGUCCGAGAACGUAACUCAUAGGUUAGAUGAAGUUGUCAAGUUACUCAGGUUUUGGUCUACAAAACAUCCGUGGAGUACGUUGUCAAGGAUUUUGGAACAAGAACUUUCUGUGCGCAAGAUUCAGUACCUGGGCAGCAGAGUUUUUUGUUCUGCAAUUGCAGAAAACACUGUUGUAAAGGGAGGAGCGAGCGACGAAAGGUCAAACAUUGUUACAGAAAAACUCGAUAACAAGCUCGUAUUUAAUAACAGUCAUAAUGAUGCUCAAAGUGUAGUUGGUUUUGAAUGCAGGCCUCUACAAAGCAAUCGCAUGCAAAUAGUACCUUAUUUACCUCGUCCAUGGGAAGCGCUAUUUCAAAAAAAUCUGCUCGUAGAUUCACGUAAAAAGCACGGCGAAUCAAGUCAUCGGAGAAAUUCCAAAACUGUAGAAUUCGAAACUACGUUAGAGAGUGAAACCGUUUUCGCUGGAUCGCUGAACGAGUUGCAAAGAGACAGACUUCGUUGGUUAUUGGAAAAAAAUCUCAUUAGCAAAUCAUACUAUAGAUACUUUUCUGAAAGUGAACUUAAAACUAUUACAUCUACAGCGUUUUCUUGGGAAAAUCUGUGGUCUUAUUUUGGCUAUGGAUUUCUUAUGAGAAAUCCCGAAUUUCUCUUUGAAACCAGUCUACCUUUGACAAAACUGUCAUUUCUGCCGUUUAAAAAAUCUCAAUCGUCGUAUAGGUCGGAGACGCUGUUUCGAGAGAAGUUUAACCGUUUUUUUGGAGCAGCCUUACGAAACGACACAAAGACAUAUCACGACGUUGAUCUACGGAAUUACGUCUCAGAAUAUGUAACGGAUAGAUACGAAGAACUUGUGUUGUUAUUGAGGUUUUGGUGCGAGAAGUUUACUUGGAAUGCGAUGUCACCUAUAUUGGAAAACGAGCUGUGUAUGAAGAACGUUAAGGAACUAGAGGGCCAAGUUUGCUGCUCGGAAAAUAGAGAAGAUGCUACGCAUAUAGGCGGAGAAAUUGAUGACAUAGCUAGUGAUGAGGCUGAAAUAAUUAGUGACCUUGGACAUAGUAGAUACUCGAACGAUAAAGGGAUUGACACAAAUUGUAUGCAUUUGGUGCCAUACGUGCCUUGUUUGUGGAAUAUAACUAAGAAAACAGCAGAACAAACGGCAUCUGCUGAAACUAAUGAGGAUAUUGAAUUCCAACUACCUACUGAAGGGGUCAGCCAUCUCAGUGAAUUAGAAAAAGACAGAUUACGGUGGCUUUUAAAUGAGAAACUAUUGAGCGUAUCAUUUCACAAGUACUUUUCUGCGGCCGAAGUAAAAUACAUAACCAAAUACCCGCUCACAUUGUAUGUUUUGUGGUUUUUGUUCGAAUACGGUUACAUUGUUAAAGAGCCUGGAUUUUUAUUUGAAGCAAGCAUUUGCGUUGGGCAACAACGUGCCAUGGCACGUAAAUUGUUCGGUAAAUACAACACGAACCAAUUCAGACGGAAAUUUGGAAGUUAUCUUGGUCUGAGCAUGAAGACGUCUAAUAACGCAUUGAAUAAUCAUAGAACUUACGUCCUGGAAUAUGCCCCACACAGAUAUGAAGCGACCAUAAGUUAUUUGAAGCAAUAUCGCGUAUUUACGAAACAUCCCUGGGAGAAGAUUUCAUCUAUAUUGCAAAAUGACGGUGUAAUAGUUAAUAUAUCGGACUUGGAAGUAAGUCCUUUCGGGUCGAAUGAAUCUUCUGGAAAACAAACGGCAGGACAAAGUGAAAUUGAUAAAGCCAGCCAACAGCCGUUCACUAUCGAUAGAACCGAAGAACCUGAAUUGGAUGACGAUGCCCCUGAAGUUAGUGGUGAAGCUCCGAUCGUUGUGGAGUCAGAGAACGCGGAUAAGAAAAAGUCAAAGAGAGGCAGAAAACCAAAGAGUAAAAAAAAUGCAAGAAAACGAGCACCGACCGCAGACAGAAACGAUUCCUUGAUUAAAAAACCUAAAUUGAAUGAGAACUCAUCUGCAAUUAGUAAUGAAGCAAACGCGAAACCAAAGAGUAUCGAGAAUCCAGUAAAACGACUUUCCACUACAACCGUGAAAAAAGAAACGAGAGGCAGAAAACCUAUCAGUGCAGAGAUUGUGAGGAAAAGGAAAAUACAUAAAUAUUUAGAAUCUUUGAAGAGAAAAAUGGGGAUGACGGCCCUGAAGGCACCCAUAGUUGCGGUUUCACCUUCCCAGCAAGAACCACACGAGGAAGAUGAUGUGUUCGAGGAAUUUAGGGAGCUCGAUAACUCAAGCUGUGAUACUAAAAGCUCUCCCAAAACAGAAUUCAUAGACUGCAACAGCUCAUCCGGAGAAGCUUUAACAGUUGAUCAACGAUUAUCUUCGGAGGAAACGAACAAAAGGCAGACCGUUGACUAUGAUCCCUUAGCAGCUAGACAUGGAGAAAAUGUUAGUGAUAUCAGAGAAAUGCAACAAAAGAAGAAAUCGGAUAUUAACGAUUUUGUUGUAACUAGAACAUAUUUUUUCCUUGACCCUAGUAUGACAGACACGAACAAUAUCAAAAGUCGAUCAAAAACAGCACAUUUCAAAAUGAAUGCUGAUAGUACUUCUGCUAGGGUCAACGUAGGCACGAAACUGGGAUUUUCGAAAACAGACGUAAUCGAAGUUGAAGAUUCUGAUUCUGAACCUAGCAAUACCGGCAACAAAUUUAAGACUACCUUAAAUACAACUACAACUAAAAAGACGAAUGAAACGGAAGACGUUUCCAUAGUUAUACCUGAUGAUUCAGAUGCUGAAGAAAAUAGUAAUACUACUAAGAGCAAAACGAAAAAUUACAGGUCUGCUAAGAACAAUAUACUAAUGGUAAAUGAUAGCAGUUCGUAUUCUGAGGCAAGUGAUAAUUUUAUUGGAAAUAAAUCUAGAAGUAAACGAAGAACGGAAUUAAUGUCGGUAAGUAAAAUAGAAUAUGUCGAUGCUGAUGGUGGUUCUUAUAAAACCAGAGCAAAACUACGACAACGCAGCGCAAGGAAGCCUACCAAAAAGUUGACAAAGGACCUUGUAGUCAAAAUUGAAAAUGCCGAGAAGAUGAUCAGGAAAGCACUUUCCAAACAGAGUAGUAAAAAACCGAGUGCAUCGAAGAAAGCUCCUCCGAAAUCAAAGAAAUCUAAUACAGAUGAUGUUAAAAUCAUAAAUAUUGACAGCAGCGAAAGUGGUGAAGAAAUUAUUAAGGAAGUGGAAACUUUUCUGAAAGGUUCUGAAAAGAAAAGAAGAAAACGUAAACUAGUUAGAGGAGAUAGAAAACUAGAAAAUAAUGCAGUAGAGCCUAAAGUGUUCCAAAAUGACGUUCAAGUUUCACCAGCAGUAGUCGAAACAGUCAAGGCUGAAAGGAAAAGAUACACGUUACGCGUGAGGAGCUUGGAGGAAUUAACGAGCGGUAGCACUUCACGGAAACGUGAACUUGAAGUCGAUCGAGCUCAGGAAGAUCGCCACUUCAAUAAGAAGGCCAAAACGGGAGACAACUUGCCGGGGAUCAGCGAGGUGAGGCAGUCGGAUGAAGUUGUCAUAAUAAACGGAGAAGUAGUCUCAUUCAGAUAAUACGCUACAAUGUUAUAAUACAGCAAAAAGGACGGUGCUAAGAAGAAAUAAGCGUGGAAACUGCAGGUGACAUAGCAAAAAUAUCGCAUUUUGAAUUGAUUCGCUUUUGUAAGAGCACUGUUUCCAGACUUUACCGUUAAUUUUGUGUGCAGGUCAAAUUUUGUUCUCAUACAUUCUUUGCACCUGCCAUAUACCGAGCAUUCAAAUUCAAAUUCAUAAUAUUUAUUUCGUCAUGAAUAAACAUCAUAAUCAAAGAAAUUCUACAUAUAGAGUAAUGACGAAAAAGGACAGUCUCUCGAUUAUAAAACCGAUACAUUGGACCCUUUAAUACAAAGAGUCCACGCGAGAAAGCCCUGACUACCCUAAAAGUCCUUAAACAAAAUAAAAAAACAAUAAAGAGGCAAAUGAAGAGGCGGUGAAACACAAAAAAGGCAAAAACGAAGAAGGAACUCCCGGGAGCUGGCAACGGACGCGAAAAACGAAUCUUCCUUAAUAAUAUGGAAAUAUAUCCGAUGCAUAUAGAAAACAAGGAACUAAUGAUGCAGCAACAUAUAAUAAAUAUCCUCAGAGCUCCUUUACGAAGUUACUAGCCCCUAAAAGACGCUGGUAUUCAUUGUUUGUGAAACUUUUGACAGCAUAGUAACCAGCACAAACAGGAUAUUUUCAUUCGUAAAAAAUGUACUUUGAUACCAAUGACAUGAGCCGUUUUUGAACAAAGUCUUACUUAUCAACUGGUGCCGAUUCCGCAGUAAUUCUCACAUAUUCGUAAUCAGUAGACCGAUAAGGUCUUAAAUGUUUAGACCACUCGAGUUUCAUGUUUUUAAAGAACCAUUUGGUGAUCGGCCGUAGCAUUUGUUGAUGGGGAUAGUAGACGUUUCAAUUCACUUUUUCAGCUAAUGUUUCCAAGAAUAUCAUUUUUGAAGAUUCUAUAGGGUGUAAAAGAUAAUAUUGUGUUGCUAGUCCAUCCUUCGCGAUAUAAAUGAAUUAAUUGCUUAACGUAUGUCCUAAAAGUUUUGGCACAAAAUAUUUAUCGUUUUUUUUUUAUGAAGAAAUUUAUUUAACCCUUUGUCUCCUGAAGGUACUUCUAAGUACCACAAAAUUACCGUACCCUCAAAUGCCAGAAGUCGAAAUCAUGUAUUUUUCAUUAUACCAUUUGAAAUCUGUUACUGUUUUAGUUCAAGCUAUAAAUAGGUCUGAAAGUGACCGCAGCAAAAUAGCAUUUUGACAUAUUUCUGUAAGUCGUACUACUAAGUAUCUUUGGUAGUCACACUAUGUCAGAAAAUAAAAAAUAAAAUAAUUAUAAUUUUUUAUUCAUUAGAUAAUACACUAGAUUAGAUUAGAUUCAUAGAUUAGAUUAUGAUACAUCAUGGUAUAGUGAGAAAACUCCCCAUGUAGAACAUAUGGAGUGUGGUUUAGAUUGAAUUCCUUGAGCACUACACAUUUCACACCGUCCACGUCUUUCAACGAAUUCAGGCCAGUGGUUUCCUCUGUUUCCUAAUCGUAUUUCUGACGUUACACUGUAGUUGUAGCGCCUUUUUCUGGGAGUCGAUCCUGAGUUUGUAGAUUUUCUCUUCCUUUCAGUGAAUUUUGCUACAUAACCCAAGAGUCACUUCUCUUCUAAAUGAUACAAGUGUCAUUUUUGGUUCAUUUCUUGCUUUUUUGUAUAAGACGUAUGCGUUCACAAAAGUUAUUUCAAGACAGUCCCAAAAUAUACGGUGCCACCAUUUCUUUGAGCGCCUAUCAAUACCAUAACAUUGGCGUAGUUGAUCAUGGUAAUCUACUCCUCCGAUAAAUUUGUUAUAGUCUUCAAGAAUUUGAGGUCCACUGAUCCAGCAAGUCGUGCCAUCUCUUAGCUUUCUCUUUAUUUGAGUAGUUUCAGUGCCAUGAAAAUUAGACGCAAAUGUAACUAGUUUAUUAUCUUUCCAUUUGUAUAAAGUAAUGCCAGUAUUUGAAGUUUUGUGAUCAAAUUCACCUCGCUUCAAACUUUUAUCAUUUGUCAUUCCUUAUUUUCUUCCAAAUUCGCUGAGGUUCAUUUUCUUGUUCAUUACACUCUUCAAAUUGUUGUGGUUGAAUUUCUUGCUCUUCAGCCUCCAGCUGCAGAUUAUCUUGAACUUCUUUCUCAUCAGAAGCAGGUUCAAUGUCUGUCUCUAUAUUAUUAUCUAAUGGUAGAAAAUCGUCUAAGUCAUCAUUUUCCACUAAUUCCAAUAACGCAGCAUCAGUUAGUGGACGCUUUCUUUCCCAAUUUGAUGACAUUCUGCAAAAAUGAAAUCAUCAACAUAACCUAGUACCAACGGUACUUGUAAGUACCAAAUAAAUAAUGACGUAUAUGGGUGAAUAUCAGGUAUUUGGGUUUUUAGUGGUACCUAAGAAAAAUUACUCAUUUCAGUUUCAUAUUCAUUACCUCUUAAGAUUAUACUAUUUGUGAUGCAUCUUUGACAGGAC